Molecule: messenger RNA, 863 nt
Organism: Athene cunicularia (burrowing owl)
Lineage: Eukaryota; Metazoa; Chordata; Aves; Strigiformes; Strigidae
Product: interleukin-23 receptor-like
Exons: 5
Coding region: 1-753 (250 amino acids)
Biological process (GO): cytokine-mediated signaling pathway
Cellular component (GO): external side of plasma membrane; membrane
Molecular function (GO): cytokine receptor activity; protein binding
Source: RefSeq, a predicted model, not a curated record
AUGGCCACCGCGGCAUCACCCACGCUGGCCACCCUGGCCCAGCUGGGGAAUUGGAGCAAGAACCCUCCAGACCCCCCCAACAACCUGACCUGCAGCAUCCACGAGUACUCAGGGCAGCUGGCGUGCACGUGGGACGCGGGGCGGCCCACCCACCUGCACACCCACUACACCCUCCACCUGCGCAGCGUGGUGCAGGCUGCUGAGGAGGAAGAUGCUGAGGAGGAGGAGGAGGUUUUCCCCGCGGGCUCACCAGUGCCGCUGAGCACCCUGGGCAGCGGGACCCGCUACUUGGCGUGGGUGCAGGCCAGCAACACGCUGGGUGCUGCCCGCUCAGCCCCUCGGCUCCUCAACCUGCAGGAGCUUGUGGUGCCCGCUCUGCCCCUGGUCACCGGCGCCGAGACGAUGGACACACCAUCAUCUCCCACCACCAUCAUCCACUGGAGGUGGCGGACGCUGCUGGAGAACGUGCGCUGCGAGGAGCGACACAAAGCCAUGGGCACCCCGGAAUGGCAUGUGGCGGCGUGGGACGACGCGGUGCAGCACGGGCCCCGGUCCCAGCACGACCUGCAGAGUAACACCCAGUACGUGUUUCAGGUGAGGUGCCGGCUCAGCCCCGCCGACAGCCCCUGGAGCGCCUGGAGCCCCCCCUUUCUCUACACCACCCCUGAGGCAGGUAAGCCGAGGCCCAUCACCUCCUUGGGAUGCUCCGGGGGUCCCAGGCCCAAGCUCCGGGACGCUCAGGAUGACCAGUGACACCCGUCACCGUCCCCACGGCGCAGCCGAGGGCUGAGCACCCUCACUAGCGGCAGCUCGCCUCACGCCCUCCGAGGCCCCCGGCUCUGCAGCGGGUUGCAGGUUUUGGU